AUGGGUGGAUCGACAAUGAAAACGGCUAAAGUAUGGCGAUAUUUCGAUCAACUACCUAGUGAACAACAAGCAGCCACUUGUAAAAUUUGUUAUAAGAAAAUUAAAGCAACAAAUAGCAGCAAUUAUCAGCUUAUCAGAUUAUCAGAUAAUGAGGUUUCAUUUAGUACAACCGGAAUGAUUCGACAUCUGCGCAGCUGCCAUGUCAAUGAAUACCAAAUAUUGCAAGAGGCGCGCCAAAAUGGUCUCGCUCUUAAAUUAGAGGAAAAAGCUCGAGCAAAUGUUAUGAAACAACUGAAUGAUUCGCAAAAAAAUCUGCAACAACAACGACAACGAGAAACAACACCACAUACCAUAGUGAAUAUUAUUGCUGGAACAUUGCAGAAAAAAAUAAAAACAAAUGUAAGCAAUUGUUCAUCGAUAAAAAAUGAAGUUUAUGAAUGUUCGGAAGCGAAAAAAGCAAAAGUGAAUUAUUGCAAUGACGCAAUCGACUUAACGACGCAUCAUUUGAAAAAGGAAGCAAAUGAUCAAACAAAUGGUACUUUAAAUGGUAAAAAUGAAAAUUAUUGGCCUGACGAUCAUCCUGAAGCUCGACGAAUUACCAAUCAAGUAGUAAUUAAAUAUUUCAUGAAUAAAUUUUUAUUUCCGGUGGGUUUGAUGCUCUUACUGGACAAUGAAACUCCGAAUGCAGUGGAUCGAACUGGAUUCAGAAACCUUCUUCGACUUCUUGAGCCAAAAUAUCGAAUGCCUUCGUCGGAAAAGUUCCAGAAAAUCAUUAUACCUCAAAUUUUCAAUGAAUUCAAAUUGAAUGUUGCCAGUUUUCAAUAUCAACAAAGAUUUUAUGAAAAUAAUUUUUUUGGCAUUGAUCGUAUGGCCAAUGAGUUUUUCAAAAAUUCAGAUACGCGACUUUAUAAUGAAACAUUUGGCCAAUUCGCAUUUCCUCAAAGUUGUAUUAUUCAGCCUAAUCAGGACGAAAUGAAUCGAGUAAUUAUCAAUUCGAUUCGUUCUGCACAAAAUAUCUCACAAAGUUUCUCACAUAGUAUUCAACUUUGCGAUGAAGAUUCAGAUUCGAGCGCUGAUUCGGAAUCGCUUUUAACAACGCGUAUUGAAUCAUUUCUUGAAAGAAUUGGAAAAUAUGUUUUUCCACAAGCUGAAAUUGCUGAACUUAUCACUCGUUGCUAUUCGAUUUAUCACUAUUUCGAGGAUCACAGCGACGAUACAUCACAAAUAUUGCCUGGAAUUUUAACGCCAUCAGCUAUUAUCGAUUUAGCGAAAUGUGUUGAUUUUGUUCACAAAAAUCUUUCAACAAUUGAAGCGCUUAAUCUAAGGCAUCCAAUUCCAUCGUUCAGACAAUUCACGCAAAAAGAAAUCCAACUUCUUUCCGAUCUCAACGCUUAUAUACACUCGGUGUAA
This is a messenger RNA of Dracunculus medinensis (Guinea worm), 1410 nucleotides long. Lineage: Eukaryota; Metazoa; Nematoda; Chromadorea; Rhabditida; Dracunculidae. The record is from the annotation of a GenBank genome assembly.